Bactrocera neohumeralis is the source of this 2323-nucleotide messenger RNA. RefSeq lists its product as uncharacterized. Bases 1705 to 2109 code for a protein of 134 amino acids. The transcript has 5 exons. The record is from RefSeq and is a predicted model, not a curated record. Lineage: Eukaryota; Metazoa; Arthropoda; Insecta; Diptera; Tephritidae.
UUAAAUUUAUAAGCAAUAAAUAGCAAUUUUUAUUUUCUCCCGUUUUUCCCGGGAAUCCCGGGAAAUGAAAUUUCGAUAUCCCGAAAUCCCGGGAAUUCGAAAACAUUCCGGGAGUGGGAGCUCUAAUACAUAUGCGCAGCAGCAGCAAGGAAAGAGGUAACAAUCGGCGAUCCAUUGUAUAUUUCUUUCAUGCAUAACCAACCCAUAACUAGGACAACGCAAUACAAGUGUCAAUGGUGGUCUAGGUGGUAAGCGUUUCAAAAGUUACGAUGAGCACGUAGGAGGUACGUAGGUUCGAAUCCCAACGGAAUUUAUUUUUUAAUUGAAUAUGUCACCAACCAAAAAUUGAAACAUUGUUCUACAAAAACAACAACAACAACAACAGCAUAAGCAUGGCAACAUUGUGUUGUUGGUAGAAAAGCCAAGCUGUGCCGAAAGAAACGAACAAACGAUCGCCGAUUGUCACCGCUUCGCUUGCUGCUCGAACAUCUUCGCAGACAAGGUUGCGUAGAUUCAUAUUGAGCAAGGUUGCGCAACCUGAAUCUAUCGCAACCUUUUCCGAACUCGUAUAAGAAGUAUAACUUCAAAAAAAGAUAAAAAUUAUAUACAAAAUCUAAUAUACAUAUGUACGUAUAUUGUAUAUGUUAAAAAAGUGAAUACCUGUGCACAAACCAAGUGUGAAAAAAUUGAACAAAAGUGCGGUGCUAAACACUAAAUACAGAUAUAAUACAUACAUAUACACAUGUAUGUAUGGUGAAACAAAAAAAAAAAAAAAAAAACAGAGUGAGGUGACAAAUUGUGGUGCGCAAACUGAAGAAGUUGACACAACAAACAAAUUUCACAGUGAGGUGAAAACAAAAACCAAAUCGAAACAAAAGAGGAACAAGGAAAACCCAACACCACCAACACAAGGAUUGGAGAAAGACGCACAGGCACAAGUGCAAGCACAAGCGCAGGCAAGAGCACAGGCGCAUAUACUCAUAUUAUCCCCAAAAGCCCCUGGCGGAAACCAAAGUGAGUUGUAUCGUUCCUUUCAAUUUUAUAUAUAACUUUCACAUACAUAUGUAUGAUUUAGAAUCUAAAACUUAAAUUUACGGUUCAGUAGUGCGUUUCUGUAACCCAUUUCAAGCGAUGUUCUCGACUCAAAUUCUCGAUUUGACGUCACUCUCACUCAAUGUGUUUCUGUAAAAUAAUUACUCGAUUCAAUCGAUAGUCAGCUGAUAUGUUCCAUUCCAUUUCAGUAGGAAUGCUCGAUUGAAUGUGUUUCUGUAACCAAAUUGAAUGAAAUUUUGUCGAUUGGUUUUCUCACUUCCAUUUGAGGUGAUGACAAAAAAAUUUUUCGUUAAAUUCAAAAUGGAAUUAGUUGAAUUUAAAGCAAAUGGAAGUAUAUUUUUGUUAAUAUAUUAUAUAUGAAUAGUUAAAAAAGAUUUGAUGCAUUUUCUUUACAGAGAAGUACGUCGGAGCGUGUUACGAAUGGCCAAACGAGGCGGUUACUGCACUUAAUGCAGCAGCACCGCAGCGUUGGAAGGGGCCAAUUUAUGAAACCAAACGCGAGGAAGGAGCACGAAGAGGUCCCCUAAUCAGUGGAAAAAGUGUUGGAUAGACUGGAAAUCGGCAGUCAAGAAGCUGCACAAUGCCCCCAGAGCGUUCGCCAGACGAACUGGAAACCUGCCGUUGCAGGACGGUCCAAAACCGUUGGAUGCCAUGGACCGGGAAAUUCUGGAGUUUUUUUCCAGGGACAUUGUGGACGGUGAUGGGCUCACUCCCGAAAUUGGUUUGUCGACAACUGCUGAAAUGGUCGAUGUUACCAUUGAGGAUGAGGGUGAUGCUACUGCCAACAUUGGGUUGGAUGCAAACGCGGACAGUUUGGACAUAUUCGAAGUGGAGGCAAUGGGUCAGAUGCUUGAGGUUGUGCCAAACAAACAGCGACCCAAACAGCGCACAAACCAAAACUGUGUGGAAGAGGCGAGCAGUCUCAUUGAAAAUCACCAUGCGCAGCUGAAAGAGAUUUUGGAGAGACAACACGAGGAGCACAUGGGUGUUUUAAAUGGAAUUCACGAUACACUGAGAGCUCUGCUGGAAACCAUGACGGGAGCGACUGUUGCAUAAGGAGUAGGCACAGCAAAAUAUUCAUAUUUUCUAAAUAUUAUAUUCAUUGGUUGGGGCCAAGGCUUUGCGUAUGUACACCGAUAGCAGUAGCUGCUUCAAACGGGGUUACAUAGUCGCUCUCCAAUUGUUGUUGCAUUGAAAUCUAUUCCCGGAAGGACAGUAAUGUUCACUACAAUCGACUGUUAUUAUAAUAUAUAUUACAAAAAAUAAAGAG